Haliotis rubra (blacklip abalone) is the source of this 2760-nucleotide messenger RNA. RefSeq names its product dentin sialophosphoprotein-like. The transcript has 3 exons. The coding region runs from base 1 to 2760 and encodes 919 amino acids. The record is from RefSeq and is a predicted model, not a curated record. Lineage: Eukaryota; Metazoa; Mollusca; Gastropoda; Lepetellida; Haliotidae.
AUGUCUUAUAAACAGUCCACUUUCUUCAUCUGGUCCAUAGACAUGAGCUUGACGCCCUGUUUCUCAUGGAGUUUCUGUGCUAGUUUGACCAAAUCUGGUGACAUUCAGCCGGAUGAAAUCAAGCGGCAUCUCUCUCAGAUGUCAAACAGUAACUUGUCCUCGGCUGAAGGAAGUACUGCACGUUGUCUAGAUGAUGGAUGCUCUGUGAAAGAUGCUAGUGUUGACAAGGCACCUCACCAAGACGGACCAUCCUCAACUGCCAGCAAGCAGACUGAUACAGAGGACAGACAGUCUGUUGUGAUCCAGAAUCAAGAAUCUUCACAAUGUGGACAGUCUGUGGUGAGCCAGAAUCAAGAACCUUCACAAUGUGGACAGUCUGUGGUGUGCCAGACUCAAGACCCUACACAGUGUGGACAGUCUGUGGUGAGCCAGACUCAAGACCCUUCACAAUGUGGACAGUCCUCCGCUGGUAGAGUAAAUGACUAUGUAGAGGAAGGACAGUCUUUGGCAAAUGGCAAGCCAGCUUGUUCUCCAACUGACCAGGGUUCAGAGGACGAGGUAGUGACUAUAGCUGUAGAUUCUGCUAGCACCACCUGUGAUGUUCCACAGACCUCAAAAUCUGUGACUGGUCCGGAGAAAUUGGGAAGUGCAAACGCAGGGUCUGUGAUAACUAAAGAUGAAGAUAGUUGUAAGGAUAGCAUUAUGGCUGGUGAUAUUGAGAGGGCUCUUCAGAAUGGUAAAAGCCAGAGUGGAGAUGUUGUUCCUGAAAGUAUUGAAGAAGAGUCAGUGAACUUGAUAGAAGAUACCGUGGAGACCGGCAGUGAGAGAUCCACAAGGUCACUGAGAACUAGAGCAGGGAGAAAUCGGGCAGAUGGUUUGACCACAAGCAAAUCAAGGCCUUCUCGAAGGAGUUCGAGCAGAAAUAAUGACCCUGUUAUUGAAGUAUCAUGUUCAGAUGUGGAGGAGCCUGUAGCUUGUGAUGAAACAAACUCUCAGCAGGAGAAACAGAAAUCAAGAGAUGAAAUACAGGGAUUCUCUCUUGUACACAGUCAGGCUUCGACAGACCCAGCCUCUGUGCCCUUGGUAAGUGAUGAACAGACAUUGCCUCCAGAUGUGGGUUUCAGUGAUGACGAAGAGGCUGCUGAUGUUGUGGAGACAGAUGGUGGAGCUGCAAAAGCAUCUGUGGAUGUUCCUGAAACUGUGGCUGAAUCCUUGAGUAUACUGGAACAGCAUGAUGAACAGGAUGCUGCCUCUGGACAGGGAACAAGAAAAAUCAACAUAAGGGUUCAGCUGGACAGGGGAUACAACAAAAUAUGCAAGCUGUUGGUAAAAGAAAUAAGUCUCAGAAGAGAAAGCGUAACUGAGAGUGGGGGGGAGGCUUCCACGCUUCCAGAACUGCAGGACACAGCUAAGAUACCAAGUACUCCUGAAGUCAGCAGUGCCCCUAUUACAAUCACACUGGAUGAUUCAGAUGAUGAGCCGCUUAUCAUUCAUAGACCAAAGAGGAAGUGUUUCUCUCUUGAGGCAAGUCCUCUGCGAGCUCGAGCCAAAGAAUCAAGGACAAAAUUAAGCAGGAGAGCAAAGCCAUCCGCUAAAAAGUCUCUGGAUGUUAAAGGAUCUUGUGAAAACAUGGAUCACGAACCAAUGGACACUGGCAUGUGUAGCACAACUGAGGGCAGCAGAGAUUGCGAAAGACACAAUUUGAAUACAAAUUCUGUCCGUGGUACAAUUUCGAAAGCAUUUGAUAUUGUAGCAGAGCAGCAAGAUCCACAGUGCGUUAAUGAUAGUCCUCAGCUUUUGAAUACUUUGUCGGACAGCAGCCAGGUCCAAGAAUCGAUGACAGACAUUUUUAACAGAAACACAGAGCAGUCAUUGACUGUAGAUGAUGCAUCACAGAACACACUGGUGCCGACCUGCGAGGAUGAUGAAGUGGACACACCCACACUUUCCCCCAAGCAAACCGCUGUGAAGGAGAAGAGGUCACUCUUAUCGGACUCGGAUUCAAGUGACUCUGACACUUGCAAGACACCAAGGUCUGUUAAGAAGGGUGUUAAGGCUGCAAGAGGGUUAGCAUCAUUGAAGAAAAAACAGCCAAGCAAAGAAACUGCCGACAGUCCUAUUGUAAUUUCCUCAUCAAAGUCUUUAUCAGGGAAGGUGGCAGAGUUCAGGGAUGAAGACGGAGUGACGUCUCAGUCGACCACAUCACAGAGAUGUCCAACUACAAAGCAGCAACUGUCUCUGACAGAUUCUGAAUGUGUCGGUCCCACUCCCUCUGACGUACCUCGUGCUGAACAAGAAUCCCGGACCAAAACUCAGAAGAAGAAAGAUUCUGCAGUGAUGAAGAAGCAUGUGCUGUCAAGUGACACUGAAGAUGAUGCAUCGGUUGAUUCUUCAGAUUGUAAACUCUCAGAAUCUGCUAGGGAAAGGAAUGAACCUAAACAGAGACAGAAAGGAGAUUGUGGUUCACAGGUUAGUGUGGCUCUGAUUCAGCCAACCACUGAUGGUAAGGCUAAAUCCAAAAGAAGGACCAAACACGUAUUGUCAAGUGAUGAUGAAGAUGAAGCUACAACAGUUGAGUCUUCUAGUUGUGAACACUCAGGAAGGUCCAGGGCAGAAAGGAAUGGACGGAAACAAAGUCGCAGAGGUAAAAUAAACCUCCCCACAGUUCAGUCCUCUGUUGAGGGUAAGGUUGAUGAUGACAUUGUAGUACUGGAUCGACUCAGGUCAGCCCGCAGCCAGGACGGAGGAUUCCAGUUCUGA